AUGGAUUCAGAAAGUCUUUUCAAUGUGAAGGGCAAAGUGGUUCUGGUUACAGGCGGAGCUAAGGGAGUCGGUCGCAUGAUCUCUGAGGGCUAUGUAACGAACUUCGCCACUGUCUAUAUAUCGUCACGCGAUAGCAAGGCAUGUGAGCAGGCGGCUAAAGAGCUCAAUGCACUUGGCAAGGGCAAGGCAUAUGCCAUCCCGGCCGAUUUCUACAAGCACGACGAUGUAAAGAAGCUGGCCGAGGAAUUGGGAAAGCGAGAGAGCAAGCUCCAUGUCUUGGUCAACAACUCCGGCUCUAAUUGGGGUGCUUCCUACGGCGAAUAUCCCACCGAGGCCUGGACUCGAGUCCUCACCCUCAACCUACAACGUGUUUUUGAUCUAACCCAGCUGGUGACUCCUCUUCUAGAGAAGGCAUCUUCUUUGAAUAACCCAGCCCGAGUCAUCAACAUUGGUAGCAUUAAUGGCCUUACUGUCCCGGCACUUGAGAACUAUGCCUACAGUGCCAGCAAAGCCGGUCUGCAUCACCUAAGCCGAGUGCUGGCCAAUCACUUGGGCCAAAGAAAUAUUACUUCCAAUACCAUCGCAUGCGGUCCCUUUGAGAGUAAGAUGAUGGCUGCUACGCUCAAGUCAUUUGGCGAGACAAUCAAGGCUGGAAUUCCACUUGGCCGAAUUGGAACACCCCAGGAUGUGGCUGGUACUUGCUUAUUCCUGAGCAGUCGAGCUGGUGCCUAUGUGAAUGGUGCAACUAUCACUGUGGAUGGGGGUAGCGCCGUUGCCGCAAAGCUCUAA
Penicillium taxi is the source of this 789-nucleotide messenger RNA. Its product is annotated as short chain dehydrogenase/reductase family. Bases 1 to 789 code for a protein of 262 amino acids. NCBI's taxonomy places the organism in Eukaryota, Fungi, Ascomycota, Eurotiomycetes, Eurotiales, Aspergillaceae. The record is from RefSeq and is a predicted model, not a curated record. Gene Ontology annotation, molecular function: oxidoreductase activity. The transcript is spliced from 4 exons.